UCUACCCUUCAUUCCCGCUGUCUGUGCCCGAUCUCUCUCCUCCUCUCCCGGCGAACAGCAAAACCCUAAUCAGAGCUCGACCUCGGAGCUUCGUCAAAUCCCCUCGGUCAAAGUCUUAAUCUUUCCUCCAUUAUCAAUCAACCCCAUCGUAUCCAACCUCAUCUCCUCUUUGUCGAGCUCGAAAUCGGCAUCCGACAAUGCCUCCGAAGCAGCAGUCGAAGGCGGAUUUGGCGAAGAAGCAGAAGGUAGUGGAGGACAAGACCUUCGGGCUGAAGAACAAGAACAAGAGCAAGAACGUCCAGAAGUACGUCCAGUCCCUCCACCUGACUGUGCAGGCGAAGCCCGACCCGUCUAAAAUCGCCGCUAAGAAAAAGAAGGAGGAAGAGAAGGCUAGAGAGAAGGAGCUGAAUGAUCUGUUUAAAAUAGCUGUCAGUCAGCCCAAAGUUCCAGUUGGCGUUGAUCCCAAAUCUAUACUAUGCGAGUUUUACAAGGCGGGCCAGUGUACUAAGGGUUUUAAGUGCAAGUUCUCCCACGAUUUGAAUGUUCAGAGAAAGGGCGAGAAGAUUGAUAUUUACAGUGACAAGCGCGAUCAAGAAACGAUGGAGGAUUGGGAUCAAGAAACUCUGGAGAAGGUCGUUGAAUCAAAGAAGAAUGAGUAUAAUCAGAAUAAGCCCACUGAAAUUGUCUGCAAGUAUUUCUUGGAAGCCGUGGAAAAGAAACAAUAUGGUUGGUUUUGGGUCUGCCCUAAUGGUGGCAAAGAUUGCCAUUAUAGACAUGCUUUACCACCGGGAUAUGUUCUAAAAUCUCAGAUGAAGGCGCUUAUCGAGGAAGAAGCUGAAAAGAUGCCUAUUGAGGAUGAAAUUGAGGAUCAGCGUUCAAAAUUGACUAAGUCGACUCCAAUGACUCCUGAGUUGUUCAUGGAGUGGAAGACGAAAAAGACAGAAGAACGAGAAGCUGGUUUGGCUGCUCUACGAGCAGAAAGGGCCAAGAAUGACCGAAUGAGCGGUCGUGAGCUGUUUCUCUCAGAUGCUAGCUUGUUCGUCGACGAUGCUGAGGCUUAUGAGAAGUAUCAAAGGGAGGAAGAACCUGAGGCGGCCUCAGAGAAAGCUAAAGAGAAUUCGGCGCAAAGUGAAGCAAGCUCUUCAAGGGAAGGUGCUGCAGCUGAUCCUGGGGAAACCCUGCCCGAAGAUGAUGACGAUGACGAGUUGGACAUGGAUGAGUUGAAUGAACUCGAAGCGAGUUUGUCAAGAACUUCAAUUCAAAUUCGUGAGCCCGGUAUUGAGGCAUGAGAGAGAGGUGUGGAGGUUCGGUUCUUGAUGAGUUGAGAGUGUCUGGUGACUUUUCUGUUCUGGGGGACCCUUAUGAUUCUUUUGGUUUUAGGGGAUGACGAGUUUUGAUUCGGGUUAUUCCUUUGUACUCGAAUAAUGUAAUUAUCCUCAAUAUGAAGGUGGCGAAAGACCUAUGACCAGAUAGAGGGUUGCAAAAUCUCUCUAUGAUUCAAAAGGGAGUCAAACGUGAACAAGACCAUGAGAAAAGAAUUUUGAACGAGGGAUUCCAAUGUGA
Messenger RNA from Punica granatum (pomegranate), 1563 nucleotides. Lineage: Eukaryota; Viridiplantae; Streptophyta; Magnoliopsida; Myrtales; Lythraceae. The record is from RefSeq and is a predicted model, not a curated record.